Dendrobium catenatum is the source of this 774-nucleotide messenger RNA. Its product is annotated as cytochrome P450 71A9-like. The transcript has a single exon. The annotation marks the transcript as partial. Gene Ontology annotation, molecular function: heme binding; iron ion binding; monooxygenase activity. Lineage: Eukaryota; Viridiplantae; Streptophyta; Magnoliopsida; Asparagales; Orchidaceae. The record is from RefSeq and is a predicted model, not a curated record.
AUGGCCCUUCCACUUCUCCCCAUCCUCCUCCUCCUCUUAACCUCUCUACUCCUCCUAAAAUAUCACAUUGAUCACCGAAGAAGAACAAGCAAACCCAAACUCCCACCCGGCCCACCCAGGCUUCCCAUUAUAGGAAAUCUCCAUCUUCUACAUAGACCUCUUCAUCGCUUACUCUCUCAAUUCUCUAACAAAUAUGGCCCUCUCAUGUUUCUUCAGCUAGGCGUUCACCCAGCACUCGUCAUCUCCUCAGCAGAAAUGGCUAAGAAGUUCAUCAAAAACCAUGACCAAGAUUUCUGUAGCCGGCCAACUGUUUCUUUCUUCAAUAAACUAAGUUAUGGAGGCGCUGACAUAGCCUUCGCACCUUAUGGGGAGCAAUGGAGAGAGCUACGUAAGAUUUGCUCCCACGAGAUUUUCAGCCUUAAGAAAGUCUCUUCCUUCCGAACCUUAAGAGAAGAAGAGAUUGAACACAUUAUUUCCUCCAUAUCUGACUUAGCUGAAGCAAACAUUCCUGUUAAUCUUACUGAUAUUAUUAUUUCUCUUGGUUCUAAUAUGAUGACUAGAAUAGCUUUGGGUAGAAGUUAUCACAACAAUGGGAAUAAGCUGCAUGAGAUUUUACAGGAAAUGCACAGUAUAUCGAGAUGCUUUUUUGUUGCUGAUUUUUUCCCACGAUUUGGUUGGAUUGAUGUGGUUAGUGGAUUGGAUGCGAGAGUUGACAAGUUUAUGAAAAAAAUGGACGAUAUAUUUGAAGAAUUUAUUAGCGAGCAUUUGGAUCCA